Styela clava is the source of this 1285-nucleotide messenger RNA. RefSeq lists its product as uncharacterized. Lineage: Eukaryota; Metazoa; Chordata; Ascidiacea; Stolidobranchia; Styelidae. The record is from RefSeq and is a predicted model, not a curated record.
ACAAUAGAAAAAUUGAAAAAAACUAAAAUGGAAAAAUCCAGUGGAAGAACCCUGGGUGUUUUUCUUGUGUUGUACAUCACAACAAGUUGCUUUAUCGCGGAGAUCCAUGCACAACACCAUUGGACCAGUUGGUGGAAACCAGGUGGAUUCACUGGGAAAAGGUAUUAUAACAUAGUGUCAGAAUCACGAAGUCCCUGGGGUCGAAAACCAGCUUCUGCCUCAAAAAGGAACUUUGGAAAUGUUGAAUCCGACAGAGCUGAACUGGGACCGAUUUUAAUCAAGCUACUGGCCGGAUAUCCAGAGAAGAUGAAUGAGGCUGACAAUGGAGAUUCAGCUUACGCGCAGGUGUUGGCGGAUAUAUUGAGCUACAGAAUGAUGGAUCAAAAAAAGGAUGAACCCGACAUUAACGCGAUGCUUCGAUAAUCAGGAUCAAGAGGACACCACAAAAAUGACACCGAAUAUAAUGAACUUUCUGCAUUGUAUGUUUUAGACGCAAAACAUAACUGUUUAUGAAUAAAUUGUAAAGAACAUACUUUGGAAGCUUUUAUUCACAUAUCGUACAUAUUAUAAUAUCUUAAAAUUCUAGCACACGUGUACAUGAACAAUAAAUAUAAUAAUAGAGUCUCAAAAUAGUGUUGAUAUUUCGUAUUAUGAAGAAAUAUAGAAUGGGUGCCAUUGAAGUAAUUAGUGAUAAAAUGUCUAAAAAUAUACAAGGCAUAUUUCAUGUAUCGAUCAGUAUAUCCCAUUUUGAACACCCGCCAUAUGCCCUAAUAGCUGUCCUGUUCAGGCUAAGCUAAGCUCUGUAAUCAGAAACUCCAAAAUCGUAAGUCCGUGUACGAUAGAAGAGGCUGACGUUUCGUCGAACAAAUUAAACUCCAACUGUUGCCAAUCGAUUAUACCCACAAUGUAGGCUAUUGGCAGCAGCUAAACCAUUUACUGAGGAAUUUAUUUGAUGAGAAAAUAUAUGGGGUCCGUAGAACGUAGAAAGUUUAUUUCGUCAUAUUUCAGCGACAUUUCUGUGGGAUAAUGAACAUCUACUCAACGCCCGCCAAUUAAAUCCACGGUUGACGGUUAUUUUUGUCUGCAGCAAAGGGUUCCAAAACUGCCUAAUAUCAAGGUACGUUCCCGUCGACAAGUUCAUAAAAUUAAGUAAGCAAGUGUAUAAAAAAGGACCGCAAGAGCGGUUAAAUCCCUCCGAUGUGAUGCGUCACGAAAAUAGGACUUGUAUUGUGUUUUGACAAUCGCUUAAGUAUAAGUAACUGAAAGGUGAACAAGUUCAUGGCGA